AUGUCACUCAUCGUCAUCACUGCGUUGGUAGCUAUCGCCUCUGCUCAACUGCAGGAUGGACGAUUCGUUCCGGCUAAUGAAAGACUACCGUGUGGAUUCAGUUGCUCACGCCGCACUUCGGUGAUAACUAUGCUAGACGGAGUCUUUUCCAGAGCCGAAUGCUCGGAUAGAAAUGGCAAUGUUCUGGCCAGAUGCAGUUCAUGUUGUGCCAUGAAAGCUCUAUCGGAAGGUCUAACGACGGAUCAUUCGUCAGGAUUCCCCUCUGUGGACACUGGUGACUGCAUUUGCUGUUUCAACAAUAUACGAUGCUAG
Molecule: messenger RNA, 312 nt
Organism: Cooperia oncophora
Lineage: Eukaryota; Metazoa; Nematoda; Chromadorea; Rhabditida; Trichostrongylidae
Source: the annotation of a GenBank genome assembly